AUGCGAGUGGGCAAGUUGUGCCGCCUGGCUCUGCGCUUCUGGAUGGGAUUGAUCCUGGUGCUGGGAUUCUCCAGCCACUACUACAGUCCCACUCGACGGCGUCUGGUCCACUCCCGAAUCUUGCAGACAUUCAACUGGCUGUUAAUGGCCAUCAACUUGAUGGCGUUCUACGCCUACUACAGAUACUCCAGAACGUAUUUCCUGAAGGCCAUGUUUAGGCGCCAACGAUUCGUGAAUCAGGUGACAGCCUUCAACGUAUUCCAGCAGCUCAUGAUGAUGGUGACCAACAUUGCAUUGCACCUUCUAUUUGAACGCGAGGUGUGCCAGACGUACAAUGAGGUGUCUAGGAUUUUGGAGCAGGAGCUGAAGCUCACGGAGCACAGUCGCUUCUUCAGCCUGGCGUUUCUGGCCAAGGUGCACAACUUCAUGCACAACAUGAACUUUGGGCUGAGUGCCGUCGUCCAUUGGGGCUUACGACCCUUCAAUUUUUGGGAUUUGCUGGCCAAUCUCUACUUCGUCUACAACUCGCUGGCCAGGGAUGCCACCCAGGUGGUCUAUGUUCUGCUGCUUCUCAGCCUGUCGGAGGCACUGCGUCUGAAUGGCCAGCAGGAGCACAGCUCCUACAGCGGCCUCAUGAACCUGCUGCGCAGACAGGAGCGUUUGCUGAGCAUCGGGAGGCGGGUGCAUCGAAGGUUCGCCUGGCUGGUGACGAUAGCCUUGUUUUACCUAGUGUUCUUCAACACAGCCACCAUUUACCUGGGCUACACCAUGUUCAUCCAGAAGCACGACCCGGUGGGCCUGCGUGGCAGGGGCUUGAAGAUGCUGCUCACGGCCGACUCCUUCUUGGUCAUUCUGUGGGACGUGCUCCUCCUGCAGAUCGUCUGUGAAAAGCUGCUGGCGGAGCAAAACCAUAUCUGCGCCAGUCCACAGAAUGCGGCUUCUUCCAGGAGGACUUACAGACAGUGGGAAAUGUCCGUUUUGAGGCGAGCAAUUAGACGAGCCUCGCCAGAGAACAAUGUUUUGGGCAUGUUUAGGAUGGAUAUGCGAUGUGCCUUCGCCUUGAUAAGCUGCAGCUUGUCCUAUGGCAUCAUAAUCAUUCAAAUUGGCUACAUCCCAGGCUAA
Drosophila erecta is the source of this 1122-nucleotide messenger RNA. It is a transcript of the gene Gr10b, whose product is annotated as putative gustatory receptor 10b. The record is from RefSeq and is a predicted model, not a curated record. Lineage: Eukaryota; Metazoa; Arthropoda; Insecta; Diptera; Drosophilidae. The coding region runs from base 1 to 1122 and encodes 373 amino acids. The transcript has 3 exons. Gene Ontology annotation, biological process: sensory perception of taste. Gene Ontology annotation, cellular component: membrane.